Molecule: messenger RNA, 4626 nt
Organism: Mus caroli (Ryukyu mouse)
Lineage: Eukaryota; Metazoa; Chordata; Mammalia; Rodentia; Muridae
Gene: Fam120b
Product: family with sequence similarity 120 member B
Biological process (GO): fat cell differentiation; peroxisome proliferator activated receptor signaling pathway
Cellular component (GO): nucleus
Source: RefSeq, a predicted model, not a curated record
UCCCUUUCGUCUCUUCGUCCUUUACUUCCAGUUAUAUAAGCACAAGCUUCACUUUGUCUAACCAGACACUUCUCCGGGCGGAAGUUCAAUAACGGAAGCGGAAGUGAGCACGCCGUAGACUGUGGGUCUGAAAUCUGGUUGACGCAGUCUGCGGCCACUGCUGAGCUUUGGGUAGGCCAGGCUGGGGGAUCGGCCCUGGAUCUCUGCUGUCGCAUCUCCCUACCCCGGACACCUUCCAGCAUCAAGUCUACUAUCCUCGCCGUGGCCACGCCCCUCCGCAGCCUGUCUUCUCUGCAUCCUGGCUGCUCUGCUUCCUGGCUGUUCCUCCCCGGGUGGAGGGGAGAGGCAGCCAUCCACUUGCAGGUGGAGCGGGGUGGAGACUCUUCCUGAGCCCAGCUGCAGGACACUGAGGACCAGCGAGAUUCAUAGGACCCAAUUAUGGGUGUAAGAGGUUUGCAGGGGUUUGUGGGGAGUACGUGCCCACACAUAUGUACCGUAGUCAAUAUCCACGAGCUGGCAGAACGUCACCGAAACAAGUACCCUGGAUGUACGCCUACCAUUGUGGUGGACGCCAUGUGCUGUCUCCGAUACUGGUACACAGCAGAGUCGUGGGUCUGCGGCGGCCAGUGGAGAGAAUACUAUUGUGCUUUGAGAAAUUUUGUUGCAGCCUUCACCUCUGCCGGCAUCAAGUUGAUAUUCUUCUUUGAUGGCAUGGUGGAGCCAGGGAAGCGAGAUGAGUGGGUAAAGCGUAGACUCAAAAACAACCGGGAGAUAUCCAAGAUUUUUCACUACAUCAAGUCGAAAAGAGACCAGCCAGGCAGAAACAUGUUCUUCAUUCCCUCCGGGCUGGCCAUAUUCACACGGUUCGCCCUGAAGACACUGGGCCAGGAGACUUUCUGUUCAUUACAGGAGGCAGACUACGAGGUGGCUUCUUAUGGCCUCGAGCACAACUGUCUGGGGAUCCUUGGGGAAGACACUGACUACUUAAUUUAUGACACUUGCCCCUACUUUUCGAUUGGCGAUCUCUGCCUAGAGAGUCUCCAGACCAUCAUGCUCUGCCGAGAGAAGCUCUGUGAGAGCCUGGGCCUCCGUGUGGCAGACCUUCCUCUGCUGGCCUGUCUGCUUGGCAAUGACAUCACUCCAGAGGGCAUGUUUGAAAGCUUUCGGUACAAGUGCUUGUCAUCCUAUGCUUCUGUGAAAGAGAAUGCUGGCAAAAAAGGAAAUGUUAUCUUAGCUGUCUCAGACUAUAUCGCCAAAGUUCUUCAUUUGUAUCAAGGUGAGAAGAAGAUAGAAGAGAUGCUACCCUUGGGGCCAAACAAAGCUCUUUUUUAUAAAGGAGUAACCUCAUAUCUUUUGCCAGGGCAGAAAUCUCCAUGGUUAGUUCAAAAACCCAAAGGCAUGAUAACAGACAAGCAAAUGGUGAGUUUAAAUCCCGAAUCCAAGCAAGAAGUCCCUAUGUGUAUAGAUCCUGAAUUCAAGCAAGAAGUUCCUGUGUGUACUAAUCCCGAGUCCAUGCAAGAAGUUCCCAUGUGUAUGGAUCCUGAGCCCAACCAGGAAGCUUCCAUGUGCACAGAUCUCGAACCCAAACAAGAAGUUCCCAUGUGCACAGACUCCGAAUCCAAGCCAGAAGUUUCCCUAUAUACAAACCCAGAGAGCAAGCAAAAAUUACCUUCAGGAAUAGACACUGAAUUUAACCUAGAAGCACUCAUGUGUACACACCCUGAAUUUAAACAAGAAGAUGUCAUGGAUAUGGAACCUGAAAUAAAGCAAGUAACCAUGGUUUCCGAGUCUGAGAUCUUAAAGGUUGCCAGGAUGCAUCACGUCCACUCAGAAAGCUACCUAGUGUACAACAUUAUGAGCAGUGGGGAGAUAGAGUGCAGCAACACCCUAGAGGAUGAGCUGGACCAAGCGCUCCCGAGCCAAGCUUUUAUCUACCGCCCAGUCCGGCAGCGCGUCUACGCACUCCUACUCGGGGACUGGAAAGAUGGAGCCAGCACUGGCCCAGUGGUCAAGGAGUGGUUUGUGUACCCCGGUAACUCCCUGAAGCACCCAGACCUAGUUAGGCCUCUGCAGAUGACCAUUCAAGGAGGAACACCUAGCUUGGAAGUUCUGUGGCUGAGCCAAGAGCCAGCAGCGCAGGCCCGGCGCCUGGACACGUUGCUAGCCUGCUUCAACCUUUCCUCCUCAAGAGAAGAGCUGCAAGCAGUUGAGAGCCCACUGAGAGCGCUGUGCUGCCUCCUGAUCUACCUCUUUGUCCAGGUGGACACUCUUUCCCUGGAAGAUCUGCAUGCAUUUAUCGCUCAGGCCUUGUGCCUCCAAGGAAAAUCAACCUCCCAGCUCAUGCACUUACAGCUGGAUUACAUUAACUCCAGAGCUGUGCAGCUGGGAUCCCUCCUCGUCCGUGGCCUCACCACGUUGGUACUAGUCAAUAGCGCAUGUGGCUUCCCCUGGACAACAAGUGAGUUUAUGCCCUGGAAUGUGUUUGAUGGCAAGCUUUUCCAUCAGAAGUACCUGCAGUCUGAAAAGGGAUAUGCCGUGGAAGUUCUUUUGGAACAAAAUAGAUCGUGGCUCACCAAGUUCCAUAACCUGAAGGCAGUGGUCUGCAAGGCCUGCUCCAAGGAGAACCGACGCAUCGUAGGCAGAACACAUUGGGACUCUCCUUACACAGGGAGGCAAGGGAGACAGGGCUACAGCUCCUACAGGACAGACUCCACACAUGGCCAUUCUGGGCAGUCAUGGAGAAACCAGGGUUCAGGGGGCAGACAGCAUGAACGUAACCACUGGAGAAGAUACUAGAUGCUGUACAGAAGCGUGUGGAAACAGGAUCAAUGCCCGGACUCUGCCUUCCAGUCUCAGCAACAAGGACAGCAACCGGGGCAACCCUUUAAAGGAAGGAAAAAUUGCUUUUCAGAGGUUUCUCCUACACAAACUAUAAAAAUAUCCCAUUGGUUUGUUUCAGAGGUUGCUCCUGACUCCAUGAUCCAGAACACUUGACACUAUCAUUGAGAAUGCUCUCCUGACCUUAGCAGGAGUCUAAUUCCAAACAUUUUCUUACUAUUAAAUUGUGAAAAUGUUUCCUCAAAUCAUUAGUCUUUGAACUCAUGAUGUCUCCUUAUUUUUCUGUUACUGUGAAAAGGCACUGUGACCAAAGCAACUUACAAAAGAAAGCAUUUAAUUUGGGUCUUAGAGUUCCAUAGGGUGGUAGAGUCUAUGUCCAUCAUGUUGGGGUAUAUGACAGGAGCCAGGUGACGACUAGCCAACUGGGAAUGGCUCAGGGUUUUGAAACUUCAAAGCACUCCCCCAAGCAACACACCUCCAUCAGCAAAGCCACACCUCCUCCAGUAAGGCCACUCCUCCUAUUCCUUUCCACUAACUGGAGACCAAGCUUUCAAACAUACUAGCUUAUGGGGCCAUUCUCAUUCAGACCACCAACCAUGAUAUCUAAUAGCUAUACAAUCUGUCAGAAAUUACUUUUUCAUUAGAAAAAUCUAACAAAAGUAAGUAUUCAUCUAUUUUUUUUUCUUGAUCCACAAAGUAUUUAGAUAGAAAAAAAAAAAAGCAACUAAAUAAAUUCUUGCUCUCUUGCGGGCGAGUUGGUUCUGCUUGGAGGAAACCUGGCUCAGCGGUUAAGAACAGGGUCUGCUCUUCCAGAUUCCCCUCACCCACACACGGUGGCUCACAACUGUCUGAAACUCCAGUUCCAGGGGAUCGAAAGCCUCUUCUGGCCUCUGUGAGAAGCAGACACCCAAGUAAUGCCCAGACAUGCAUGCAGGCAAAACACCCAUAAAGAUGAAAUAAGUUUAAAAAAAAAAAAAGGGAUUUUUUUUUUUUUUUAAAGAAGCAUAGUGGGUUAAGCUUAAAAAGUAAGAUCCUCUUUGAGGUACUUAUCCAUCUCCACUGGGGAUCCAAGAGUAUCUGGGCCUGUCCAGGGCCCUUAUGGCCCUGCUGCAUCUCUGGGGACACUUAGUUCCCUCAGGAGAUGCAAGCACUUUGGUCACUGGAAGAUGUAUCCUUUCAGUGCUCCUGUCUAAGAUUUUAAUAAGCUUCUAAAAAUGUUCCUUGUCACCUUUACGCUGACAGUUUCCCAGACCACUGGCUCAACCAUGCUGUGCAGAGGCCUUGCGUUUCUCCUUGAGAUUCUUGUGUUUACCAGAAAGGUAUAGGUAUAUCGCCUGCAUUUGAACACGGUUGUAUUUGUUCAGCUUCCUUCUGCUUCUGAAGGACUUAAGCAUAGUGUGUCUGCAGAUCUUGUAGCUGUCAUGACUUUGCUGCCUAGUUUGGAGCUGGCUUUUCUGGUCCUUCCCUCGAACACUGUCCUCUUCAAACAUUGCUGCCGUUUGAAAUCCUGUUUCCUUGCUGUCUACUUGUGUAACUUUUAAUUAAGAUUCUGAUCUCUUAAGUUGAAAGUCUAUUUCUAAGUUGUUUUCCAUCACAGAAGCUGCAUCCCAACACUUGUCAAUAAAAUGCGUGCGUCCGUCAGUCACAAGUUUAAAUAAGCCAGUGUUGAUGGAAUAUUUAUCACCUUUAGAGCUUUUCCAGUGACAUUUGCUUACGUUGUUUUCCAGUCAAGUCUUGUGAUAGAAUUUCCACAUACACAAUAAAAUAAAAAUACAUUUUUUAAACUCA